Oryzias latipes (Japanese medaka) is the source of this 975-nucleotide messenger RNA. The record is from the annotation of a RefSeq genome assembly. NCBI's taxonomy places the organism in Eukaryota, Metazoa, Chordata, Actinopteri, Beloniformes, Adrianichthyidae.
AUGCUUUCAAAAAUCCUAAGCUAUCUUAUCAACCCAUUAGUCAUUAUGAUUUUCGUCUUGCUGGCAGUAGCUCUAUUGACCUUGGUAGAGCGCAAGGUAUUGAGCUAUAUACAACUCCGUAAGGGCCCAAAUGUAGUAGGCCCCUACGGCCUCCUUCAACCCUUCGCUGAUGGCUUAAAGCUUUUUACUAAAGAACCAGUACGACCCUCCACCUCCUCACCCGCUUUGUUUCUCAUUACACCUAUUAUAGCGCUAACCUUGGCCCUUACCUUAUGGGCGCCCCUCCCCCUGCCUUUCCCUAUUGCAGACCUUAACUUAGGGGUCUUAUUUAUCCUCGCACUAUCUAGCCUGGCAGUUUACUCCAUCCUUGGCUCAGGAUGAGCUUCCAACUCAAAAUACGCCCUAAUCGGCGCUCUCCGUGCAGUAGCCCAAACCAUCUCUUAUGAAGUAAGCUUAGGCCUUAUCCUUCUUAAUGCUAUUGUUUUUACCGGGGGUUUCACCCUGCAGACCUUUAGCACCGCACAAGAAGCCACCUGGCUACUUCUGCCAGCAUGACCUCUCGCAGCUAUAUGAUACAUCUCAACCCUCGCUGAAACCAACCGAGCCCCUUUUGAUCUAACAGAAGGAGAAUCAGAACUAGUCUCUGGUUUUAAUGUUGAAUACGCUGGCGGUCCCUUUGCUCUCUUUUUCCUAGCAGAAUAUGGCAACAUUUUACUCAUAAAUACUCUCUCAGCGGUAUUAUUUUUGGGGACCUCAACCUACCACAAUCUGCCAGAACUCAGCGCAACUUUGUUAAUGCUUAAAGCCACCCUCCUGUCAGUCGUGUUCCUCUGGGUCCGUGCAUCCUACCCACGAUUCCGCUAUGAUCAGCUGAUACACCUAAUUUGAAAAAAUUUUCUCCCCCUAACCUUAGCUCUGGUUAUCUGACAUCUUUCCCUUCCAAUUUCAUUCAAUGGUCUCCCCCCUCAACUUUAA